AUGUAUGUGUCUGUGACAAACUUGUGCAGUUUAGUCCUGGAUCGCUACAUUGCUAUUGUGAGGCCGUUAAGUUAUUUGACUCUUAUGACACGCAGAAGCGUUUUUCAGAUGAUUUUCAUGUCUUGGACCAUUCCAGUUGUCGUUCUCUUGGCGUUUUUAUUAAACUGGCUUGUUUUUGAAGAGAUUAUGUUGUUUAAAGUGCUCAUCUCAAUUUUAAUGGUAUUUUUAGAAAUCUUGCCGUCUUGUGUGUUAAUUUUCUGCUUUGGAUCAAUGUAUUAUGUUGUUUAUAAGCACGAAAGAGCCGCCCGCAUCUUAGCAAACCAACUCCGCUUUAACCAAAGAUUUUUGUUCAGAAUCAAGGAAAAGGCUGCCGUGAAAAUAAUGGCAAUUGUUAUUGGUAUAUUCCUUCUCGCCUUCUCAUUCGCUAUACGAUGUAGCUUCAUACACAUUUUGAAAGACGGAAAACCGUGUGAUGAUAAAGAAUAUAAAAUUCCCCUUCUUGUAUUAAACUCCGUUGUUAACCCCUUCGCUUAUGCCGUCUUCAAGAGAGACAUAAACAUGGAGAUAAAACGGUAUAUUUGCUGCGUCAUUUGUAAAAAGAAACAUCACAGUGAUCCAAUUUAUGAAAACAAUUUUUUUUAUCUUGCGCAACUACAAUGCCAGAGCAGCAUAACUUGAAUAAACUCUUACUCAACCAGAAUUUGUCUUGAACUAUUAACAUUUGUUCCACGAUCGAGUUAACAGCCUAUAACCUAAAUAUGAAAUUAUAAUUAAUAAUUUGCUUAUGGUGUGUGCAUGAUGACACGAGUAGAUCAUAACAAUAACAAAGGAUCCUCUUAAUCUCAUCAAUUUUUACUUAUUCUCGUUCCUUUCGUUUUAUUUUUAACUGUUAAGGUUACUUUUGUUUAAUUUUGCUGGUUUAUUUCAUUUUAUAGUUUUGCAAGUCAGUCUGUCAGUGAGUCAUUGCGUCAGUUUUCAGUCAUGUACCUGUCAUGAUGAAUUGUAAAUUAGGAGUUCUAAUUAAUUACGUUUACCCGCUUGGAGGUUGUUUAUUAGUUUUAAGUAGAUUAGGUUGUUUUGUCAAAAUGUGUAAUGCUUCUGUGGUGUUUUUAAAAGUGCAAGGACUUAGAGUAAAUAUUGAAAAAAAUAGAUUUUCAGAGAUUCGCUCGGCAGAGUAUGCAUAUGAUACAAAUCAAGAAAAUGUAUCCAGUACUUUUCUAGAAUAAAUUGGGAGUGAGUUCUAGUUUUGAUGUCGGUCACUUGGUAUACUGGAAGAAAUAAUUUUAUCCUGCAUGGCAAACAAACAAAUUGUGAAUUAUUGUGUUGAUCAUAACCAUUACAAGUUCCUUAAAUGUGAUUGGUGCAUCAGCUGCUUCAUUUUUCACUAAUCAUUCUGUACAGUUGUAAUCGGUCAGUGAAAUCGGACAGUUGGCUGUAAUCGGACACCUAUAAUCGGAUACUUGAAGCAGUCAAUCAUAUUAGGUCCACUCAGCUAAAUCUAAAAAUCACAUAAUUGAUCACAAUAACCAUAGCAACAACUACUUAUCCAAAGAAAAACAAGACAAUUUGCCAUUCUGAUGCUAUUUACGUUCCGCCACGAAAUCAUAAGAUUUGAGAAGUAGCCUAAGAAUGGGUAUCGUAAGUCUUAAUUCUGUCCGUGAAGAUAAGUUGCUUACAGGUAAUGAUUGAGUCUUUCUGAAAUUACACCCUAUCUUUGUCGAUCCUUCAGUGUACUCCAGGGUCUGCACUUUCUCCUGCUCCUACUCCUUCUCCUGCUCCAGAUCCUACUCUUACUCCUUCUCUUACUCCAUCUCCUGCUGCAGCUUCUACUCCUGUUGAUACUCUGCUAUAGCUCCUGCUCUUCCUCCUGCUCAACUCCAUCUUCAGUCCCCGCUACUAAUCUUGCCCCUACAUGUGCUCCUGAUCCUGCUUCAGUUCGAUCUUCAGCUUCUGCUCCUAAUCUUGCCUUACCACGCCCCUGAUCCUGCUUCAGCUCGAGCUCCUGCUAUUUCUUCCGCUACAGCUCCAUCUUCAGUCCCAGCUACUCCCUACCCAUGCUCCUGAUUCUGCUGUUCUGCUCCUGUCUCUGCCUUCUUUGCUAGUCCGUCAACUAUGCUUUCGUUACAUUUUUCCUUUUGGUAUUUCUUCCCGACAUUUUGAUUUCUCAUGCGACAUGCACCUAUAGCUUUGUUUCAAAGCUCAUUUUCUAGUUUCCCGAUCUUCAAUGCAUCAUUGAUUAUUCCGCUGCUUCAGGUGAAAAAUUGCUUACCUAUUUCAUUAGUACCAUAAUAUACUGCAAUUUUUCUCUCAACACUCCUAACUUGAAUUACACUCAUACGUAUACGUCUUUAGGCUCGUCGAAAUAUUGCAUGACAAACUAAAUCAUUUCGGCAUAAAUCCUGGAAUGCAUCUCAUACGCAGGUUGAAUAUUCUGGUUUUUUGGCUGUAUUUAGAGAGGUGAAUACUAUUCGUGUAAAUCGUAAGUGAAAAAAGAUUAUUGGUAGAAUUUCACGAUCGCACUUGUUAAUGUUGUGGUUUUUUUUAAUGCUUUCCUGCUUUAAAAUUCGUGGGGAGGGACCACGGAGAUUUAUAGUAAGUAAGACGGGUGAGCAAAAGUGAAUUAAAUAUUGUAACAACAGUAAAAUUGGUCCGCAGAUACGUGCUUUAACGCACGAAUUAAAAUACAUGGAGAAACCUUGAAAUACAUAUUUAAUAGUGUUUGUCACCAUUUAAAACAUGGUACUUCGACGAAUGAUACAUACGUCUUGUUCAUGAAAGGGAGCAGGAAAAACAAGCACAAGUACGAUAGCAAGAAUGACAACCUGGUUUUCGGAUGCUUGGCUGAUCUCUUUCUAUCGUAACCAUAACAAGAAAUGGAUUUAUUAUUAUCCUUGUUUGCAGUAAACGGUGGCUUCGAAUCGAAACCAACGCUUUUGUCGUUUCUCUUGCAUUGGCGGAUUUCUGUGUUGGGCUGAGUAUUGUUCCCUCGACAUUCGUGAGAGAGACGGUAAAAAAACUGUCAUCUGCUUGAACACGAAAAACUUUUUUAAGGCGUCCGUUCCUUUACUCUUCUUCUGUGAACUUGUGCAACGUAGUCCUAGAUCGCUACAUGGCUGUCGUGAAACCGUUAAGUACUUGACUGUAAUGAAAAGAUGCCACGCCGUUCAAAUAACUUGCCUCUAA
This is a messenger RNA of Pocillopora meandrina, 3183 nucleotides long. The record is from the annotation of a GenBank genome assembly. Lineage: Eukaryota; Metazoa; Cnidaria; Anthozoa; Scleractinia; Pocilloporidae.